Molecule: messenger RNA, 772 nt
Organism: Austrofundulus limnaeus
Lineage: Eukaryota; Metazoa; Chordata; Actinopteri; Cyprinodontiformes; Rivulidae
Product: protocadherin alpha-8
Biological process (GO): homophilic cell-cell adhesion
Cellular component (GO): plasma membrane
Molecular function (GO): calcium ion binding
Source: RefSeq, a predicted model, not a curated record
UUUGUCUGAAAGGAGCAGAGGGGGAUUCAGGUUUUGGUUUGUCACUCGAUCCAGUCGUGCUGUGGAACUAAACUAUUUGUGGCUCUUGAUGGCUGUACAAGUGUAGUUCUUGUGCGUUAGCUUAGUUCUGCUGGAGAGUGAUGAUGAUGAUGAUGAUGACCGGGACCGAAACUCAAAAUCCAGGACGGAGAUACCGCGGGCUUUCUUUGUGUUUGGCCUUGCUGUUGUUCACCGGAAAGCAGGCUUUUGCAGAGACCAGAUACUCCGUUGCAGAAGCGGUGAAGGACGGAUCUGUGGUGGGAAACGUUGCGAAGGAUCUCGGCCUGGAAUUCACCUCUUUGACUGACCGACGGUUCCGCGUUGUGUCUGAAAACGAGAAGGCAUUCUUUGAUGUCAACCAGGACAAUGGGGAUCUGUUUGUGCUUCAGAAAAUUGACAGGGAGGAGCUGUGUCAGGGAAGUGGCGCGUGCCUUAUGGAGCUGAAGAUCAUAGUGGAAAACCCGUUGGAGAUACAUUACGUGGUUGUAGAAGUUAAAGAUGUGAAUGAUCACGCCCCUGUUUUCCCUGAGAAGGAACAGCGCUUUGAAAUAUUUGAGCAAACAUCACCAGGGAGACGAUUCCAGCUGCAUGCAGCUCGUGAUCCAGAUGCAGGAUCUAACUCGAUUCGUACGUACACAUUAACGUCAAAUGAACACUUUGAAAUAGAUGUGCGUCAGAGUGAUGAGGAUAAAAUACCAUUUUUAGUGCUGAAGAAGUCUUUAGACAGAGAACA